GCCAUUUUUAGAAACGUUGGCAAAGUCUACAAAAAGCAGUCCAUCCUGUUUUUUUAUUUUUUUUUAAAGGGAUUUUAAUUUUGMUAACAAACUGUAUGGAGAUGAAAUGUUUCCUCGAUGAGAAAAUGUGCAGAACGUCGGCCAAAUCCAUCUCGCUUCAUCUUCUCCCACUGCCAGCCACUUGGCUUCCUCUCAUCACCAUAUUUGGUAGUGAGUGGAAACGCCAGCCGGAGGCUUCACAUUUAUACGUUUAUCUGUGCCUUCUCCUUCAAUGAGGGGGUACGGACGUCCCAAGGAUUCCAGAUAGCGAAGGCCGAUUGAAUAUAGGCAACAAUGUAGCCCUCUCCAAGGAUGUAUUCAUUACGGAAACCUUUUGCCGUUUAACAACGGAAACGGGGAGGGACCUACUUGAAUUUGUCCAAUAGAAACUAUCGUUUGCGUUUUCCUUUUGGAGUAGACUGUUUCUGUUGCAAAACCAGACGAAAAGUUUUGCAACAGAAUUGGAGGAAUGAUUACAGCCCAGCUCUAGCCAUAUCGGUUCGGSUUAUGACCGGGGGGCGGCAGAGAACACCGAUAUUUCUGAGUAACAAACGUCAUGCGUAGGCUACGUCCUUGAGGAAUGAAAUGACAGUUCGAGGUGUUUUUUUAAAUUAACAACAAGCAAAGCRUUGCGGGGCCAUUUCUAUGAAAAAAUGCUGGGUCUUCUUGUGAGAGCCGUGCUAAGGUCAGGCUUGGUGAAGCCAUAUCACCUGGUCAAGCCAGUGUCAGUGACUAUCCUCCCAGAGAGGUCUUCGCACCACCAGGACAAUUUGCCCAAGCUGCCAGUGCCUCCACUGAGGCAGACAUUUGAGCGCUACCUUUUGAUGCUGGAGCCCCUGCUCAGUGAGGAGGAGCUGGAUCACACACGCAAGCUGGUCAAGGAGUUCCUCAUUCCUGGUGGGGUGGGAGACAGGUUGCAGAGAAGCCUGGAGCGCAGAGCCAGCAACAAAGGAAACUGGCUCACAGAGUGGUGGAUGCAGUCAGCCUAUCUGGAUUCCCGGAUGCCUGUGGCAGUCUAUUCCAGCCCAGGGGUGGCACUGCCCCGCAUGACCUUCCAAGAUCGCCAAGGACAAAUGAGGUUUGCUGCAAAAUUGAUUGCAGGGGUUUUGGYCUUCAAAAAAAUGAUUGACAGUGAGACGUUGCCUAUUGAGUAUUUGGGUGGGAAGCCUCUGUGUAUGGACCAGUACUACCAGAUCCUGUCCUCCUGUCGUAUCCCUGGACCAAAGAGAGACACUGUGGUCAACCACGCUAUCGGGAAAGUGGCCCCUACUCACAUCACUGUGGUCCAUAACUUCCAGUUCUUUGUCCUGGAUGUGUAUAACAGCGAUGGCUCACCACUGACGGUGGACCAGAUCUACAUGCAACUGGAGAAGGUCUGGAACUCGUCCCUGCAGAGCAACAAGGAGCCUAUAGGCAUCCUGACCUCCCAGCACCGCAACACCUGGGGCAAAGCCUACAACAACCUCAUCAAAGACAAGACAAAUAAGGAGUCUGUCCGUGCUAUCCAAAAGAGCAUAUUCACGGUGUGUCUAGACGCCCCCAUGCCACAGAUGUCUGAGCAGCGGUACCAGAGUCGUGUCGCUGCCCAGAUGCUGCAUGGUGGAGGGAGUCGCUGGAACAGUGGCAACCGCUGGUUUGAUAAGACGUUACAGUUUAUUGUGGGCGAAGAUGGUACAUGUGGUCUGGUGUAUGAGCAUGCCCCAGCUGAAGGCCCACCCAUUGUGUUCUUGGUGGACCAUGUGGUUGAGUACAUGAGGAGGAUGGAGGUAGUACGAACUCCCAUGACCCCUCUGCCCAUGCCUCCCAAACUGCGUUUCAACAUCACACCUGAGGUGAAGAAGGAUAUUGAGUCGGCCAAGCAGAAUAUGAACAUAAUGUCACAUGACUUGGAUGUGAACGUGGUCUUCUUUUCUGACUAUGGGAGAAAUGUUCCAAGGGCGCACAAGUUGAGUCCAGAUGCCUUUAUACAAAUGGCUCUACAGCUUGCCUACUUCAGAAUGUAUAAGAUGUGCUGUUCUACCUAUGAGAGUGCGUCCUUGCGUAUGUUUGCACUUGGUCGAACAGACACCAUCCGCUCCUGCUCCAACGACUCGCUCAACUUUGUCCAGGCGAUGGAGGACCCAGCUAAACCGAACACAGAGAAGGUUUUUCUAUUGGACAAAGCAUGCCAAGCCCACAGAGAAUACACUCAUAUGGCAAUUCAUGGCCAGGCCAUAGACAGACAUCUCCUUGGCCUGAAGUUGCAGGCGAUUGAAGAACUUACUUCCAUGCCAGAGAUAUUCAUGGAUACAGCCUAUGCUGUGGCUGAACAUUUCAAUCUCUCCACCAGCCAGGCUGGUGCUAAGACGGAUUGUGUGAUGUGCUUCGGUCCGAUGGUGCCGGAUGGCUAUGGAGUGUGUUACAACCCCAUGGCAGACCACAUCAACAUUGCCAUUACAGCCUUCAACAGCUGUGAAGAGACACAUGCUGCCAACUUUGGCCGGGGUGUGAAGAAGGCUCUGAGAGACAUGAGGUCUCUGCUGGAGGAGACAGCUAAUGCUAAGCAGUGAGGCCCCACAGGGGACAUGGCUCUGUAGGGCUGUGUGGGACUGAACCUGUGCUGGAUGUAGUGGGAGAAACUAAAGCCACCCUGGUAUAUCUAGUGCUCUAACAUGGAGAGAGGAGAAGCACGUUGCACCGAUUUAGGUGGGCCUUGGAAAGCUUUUGGGCCCUUCAGGUAGACUUGAUAUGUGUGGGAAGGAAAGUCCUGUUAUACCCAGAAGACUAUACCUGUACAUCAGUGAAAAGUGAGUAUGACUGAUGGAAAGUUAUACAUUUCAUGUUUAAUGAUAUGGGUUUGUCCAUUUCCAGAUAGUUAGAACCUUAUGUUAAAGAAAGAUCCACACCAGAUCAUGGUGACUAUAUUAUGUUUUUACAUUUUUUWUWUUUUUUAUUUUUUUAAGUCUACACAUGUUGGUGCUGUCUUAAAUGUUAUUCUGGUUGUUUUUACAUGCAUUUAUUCCUUUUGUUUACCUACAUAUUUGUUAUUUCAUAUUUAAAAAAGAAUCAGUUCAAACAGUUAAGUUAUGUAAGUAAUGAAAUUGUGUGCCAUACUAUACCAGAUGUGCCAUAAUAAUAACUUGCUGAGUGGUUCUGCUUUGAUUCACAUUGGUAAAUGUUUUCUAUACAACUAAAAAAACUAAACCAAAGACUGCUGUAAUGAUAAUCAUUUACACUUUGAGUAUUUAUUUUAAUGUUACAAAACCUGACAAUAUUGAUUAAACUAAGGAAAAACUGUCCUCCAGUAACUGCCUAAAUUUCAUUAAAUACUGUAUAAUAGAAAGGCGAGCCACAGAUCAAGGCUCCACAAAUGAGUAUUUCGCUCGGAAGCUACCCUUGCUAUGCAGGUACUUGCCAUGGAAUUCUAUCUCCGCCAUGUUUCCAGCUGAGCGCUAGUGAAAGAGCUGUUGGCCCUUGAACACGUUGGUCUUCAAGACAUCUACAUCUCGUAUGUAAUGGAGAUGGUAUUGGAGACAUGUUUUUUACAAUGGCAUACAUGUCAAGAUGAAGGUUAAUUGUUUAAUGUACACUCAACUAGACAGUGUGCAUUGAAAUACUGAAGAAUCAAAACAGAACUGUCUCCCUCUUCCCUCACCAUAAUGAAGGUGGACUGGGCUGCUGUGCUGUUGUCCACGGGGCCCAUGCGCAGAGCCUGGAUCCUGAUCUUUACUGAGGGAGGGGCAUUGAUGAGCACUUGAAAGGUGAGACUGCCCAAAGCUGAGGUCAUCGUUGGAUUCUCAAUGACUCCGCUGGGAGUAAACAGCUGGACAUCAGUCUGUGGGAGCAACACUGAGAGGCAUAUGGCCCAUAGCCGCUCCGUACCGUCACACCCUGGUGAUGAGUGAUUACUCUUCUUGGAGGUCUUCUGACUGCUGUAAGUGAGCAGCACUCUGUUUCUAGGAGACAGGAGAUUCCAGCAGGAUGUUGGUCCUGGAGGUCCAGGCAGCAGCAGUUCCUCGAUGAGAGGCAGGAGGUCAGGUACAGAUGGUGAACCAGAUGACCGUCCUCCAGAGGAGAGGGGUGAGUGAUGUUUAAUGCCAUGCUGCAACUCCCAGGCACAACAUACUGAUCCCCAACCAACACCGCUAUGGAUAAAAACACCUGACACCUUGCUUACUGUCCUUUGUUUCUUUGGGGGGGAGGCUUUUAAAACCACCCACGGUCACCCCAGAUACUCACCCAGGUGAGUGAAGACAGGUGCCCUGUUGGCAAUGUGAACCUGAGUGGCAUUCACUGGCAAGGUCAGGAAUGUGAGGUACUCUGAGAAUCAAAUAAACUGGGAAGGAGAGUUUAUUAACUGGAACUGGACGGAGGUAGAUAUGGUCAUUCUCCAGACUGAGGUGUGAUGUCAUUACCUCUGGCCUGACCACCACUGUAAGACUGAGAGGUGAGACUGCAGGAGGAGCCAUCUCCUCCACCUUCCCAGACUACAACACUCCAUCACAGCCAAACAGCUGGUGGAAGACUGGUAGAAAUUAUGGCCCAUUAGCUUAUGAGGACAUGUCAGGUCUAAUAAUAUUUCAAAUUGUCUCUUAGAAAGUUCUAAGGUGGAGAAACCCAAGCAGGCCUUUACCUGGCACAUCCCUUCUUUGACAAGCUGUGGUGGCACCCAAGGGAGCUGGACUGUCUGUUUCACACCGAGUCCCAUCCACAAACUGAGACCCAAAGGCUUACAAUGAAGUUUUCUCCCUCUCUCCACAUAUACCUGCACUGUUCAUCCCCUGGUCAUGAGGAACAAUCAGAGGGAUAUAGUGGGUGGAGGGAGAAUUUCAAACUAUAGUAGUUUUAUUGUCCCUCCACCCCACCAUUCCGAUUGACGAGGUGUCUUGGCCCAACUGUGACAUCCUACAGUGUUGGGUGACAGGCACAGGGGCUGGAGCACUGCUCUGCCAUGAAGGCCAGCUGGGUCCUCUCAAACUGCUACRCAGACAGCAUAGUGUGAGGGAGGAAUGUGGAACAUUGCUUGUUAAGUUUAUACCCUUAAUUUCAGAUGACAUCUGUUUAACAAUCAAUUGGACUGAGUCUGAUGGGACCCAGCCAAGUGGAGAAGUGGCACACUC
Molecule: messenger RNA, 5138 nt
Organism: Salvelinus sp. IW2-2015
Lineage: Eukaryota; Metazoa; Chordata; Actinopteri; Salmoniformes; Salmonidae
Product: carnitine O-acetyltransferase-like
Biological process (GO): carnitine metabolic process, CoA-linked
Cellular component (GO): peroxisome
Molecular function (GO): carnitine O-acetyltransferase activity
Source: RefSeq, a predicted model, not a curated record